AAAACGAGACGGCGAGCGGCCAGGAGAAAGGCGAGGAGAAGUGCGAAGAGCCGGUGCAGGAGGUGAGCUGGGACGAGAAAGGGAUGACGUGGGAGGUGUACGGGGCUGUGGUGGAGGUGGCGGUGCUGGGCUCGGCCAUCCAGAAGCACCUGGAGAAGCAGGUGAAGAAGCAAAAGAUGCAGGCCUCGCUGCCGCCCCCUCCCCCGCUCAACCCCUCCGCCACGCCCCUCGCCGCAGAGCCCACCCCGAGGGGGGCCGGCUCGGGUAAGGGCCGGGCGGGGAAGAGGGCAGAGAAGGAGGGGAAGGUGGGCCGGCGCAGGAGAAACCCCUUCCGGCAGCUGAUGGAGAACAUGCAGCAGCCACACUGCUGCUCCAGAGCUCACACCACCGAGUGA
Messenger RNA from Salarias fasciatus (jewelled blenny), 395 nucleotides. It is a transcript of the gene gprin1, whose product is annotated as G protein regulated inducer of neurite outgrowth 1. Lineage: Eukaryota; Metazoa; Chordata; Actinopteri; Blenniiformes; Blenniidae. The transcript has 2 exons. The record is from RefSeq and is a predicted model, not a curated record. Gene Ontology annotation, biological process: neuron projection development. The coding region runs from base 84 to 395 and encodes 103 amino acids. Gene Ontology annotation, cellular component: plasma membrane.